Molecule: messenger RNA, 1279 nt
Organism: Struthio camelus australis
Lineage: Eukaryota; Metazoa; Chordata; Aves; Struthioniformes; Struthionidae
Source: RefSeq, a predicted model, not a curated record
CGUAACCUCCAGUGCCAGCGCAUUUUCCAAGUGAACGCUCCUAUUAAUUGCGUCUGCUUGCACCCCAACCAGGCAGAGCUAAUUGUGGGUGAUCAGAGCGGUGCUAUUCACAUCUGGGACCUGAAAACAGACCACAAUGAGCAACUGAUUCCAGAGCCUGAAGUUUCCGUGAAUUCGGUUCACAUUGACCCUGAUGCCAGUUACAUGGCGGCCGUCAACAGCUCUGGAAAUUGUUACGUCUGGAAUCUCACCGGCGGCAUCGGAGAGGAGGUGACCCAGCUGAUCCCCAAGACCAAGAUCCCAGCACACAACCGCUACGCCCUCCAGUGCAAGUUCAGCCCCGAUUCCACGCUCUUGGCUACAUGUUCUGCAGAUCAGACGUGCAAGAUUUGGAGGACUUCAAACUUCUCUCUGAUGACAGAGCUGAGCAUUAAAAGCAAUAACCCCGGGGAAACCUCUCGUGGCUGGAUGUGGGAUUGUGCAUUCUCUGGGGACUCCCAGUACAUUGUCACAGCUUCCUCGGAUAACUUGGCCAGACUUUGGUGCGUGGAGACAGGAGAGAUCAAGAGGGAAUACAGUGGCCACCAGAAAGCGGUUGUCUGCCUUGCUUUCAAUGACAGUGUGUUGGGUUAAUGCCUGUACGUGGGCAAGAAAGGACCGCGGCUUGUUUUCCCUUGUCUUGUGAUGACAAGCACCCUCUGGAGCCUGAGAGACAAACGCUUGUGACCAUCCCCUCCGCUGAUGGAGAUGGCUCAGUCUCUGACAGAAGCAGCUGCAUCUCCCUGGAAUGAGACCAGGCUUCAGCUCUGAGCAGAUCAUAACUGAAACGUGUUUGACCUCCAAGCGAUGCCACCUGGACAAGAGGGAACGGGCCUGGGAGGCACGAUCCCAUAGAGGGUAGCUGGGUGCAGAGCAGCUGGAGGAACUCCGGUGGCAUCUGCUGCAGACAGCUUUGUGCUGUUCUCGUACCCCAAAGUGGAAAAAAAACCCCAGCCUUUCUAAAUGAUGGAAUAGGCUGAACAAAGAGAGGAAGUGCAGCCAGUUUCUUGUUUUGCAAUCCCUUUAUUCAAAGUGUAUUUCACAGACUUACUUUGAGAACUGCACUCUGAUAAAAUCAAAAGCCCUGGCCAACUGAUAACCUUGUGUUGACCAGGGCACAUGGCCAUAAAACGCUAGCUACUCCACAUGAUUUGCCUGUGUCUAGAUCUACUGCUGUCUACAUACAAGAUGCAGCCCUGGAGCACAGCUGCAAAUAAAGUGUCUGUACCGACAAAGCUGA